Molecule: messenger RNA, 1029 nt
Organism: Penicillium pulvis
Lineage: Eukaryota; Fungi; Ascomycota; Eurotiomycetes; Eurotiales; Aspergillaceae
Product: alpha/beta hydrolase
Exons: 1
Coding region: 1-1029 (342 amino acids)
Molecular function (GO): hydrolase activity
Source: RefSeq, a predicted model, not a curated record
AUGAAGACAAUGGCACGCAGUAUCGUCGCACUCUUCAUGGCAACUUCCGCUACGGCGCAGAAUAUGUCGUUCGGGGCCGACAAUUUCUACCGCAGCAACAACGUGACUAUUCAGCCAAUUAGCUUCCCGAGCCAAUAUCAGACGACUGUCGCGGGCAACCUUUUCUUUCUCAAAGACCUCAAUUGUAGUUCAGAUUGUCCAGCUAUUGUCAUCGGCCACCCCAUGGGUGCCGUGAAAGAACAGAGCGCAAAUCUCUACGCCACAAAGUUGGCCGAGCAGGGUUUCGUCACAGUCUCAAUCGACAUUCCAUUCUGGGGCGCCAGCGAAGGUGAGCCGCGCAAUGGGGUGUCUCCCGACCUCUACGCAGAGGCAUUUAGCGCUGCUGUCAAUUUUCUCGGUACUCAAAACUUCGUCGAUCGCGAGCGGAUCGGCGGCCUCGGUAUCUGUGGCAGUGGUUCCUUCGUAAUCAGCGCGGCGAAGCUCGACCCGCGCCUAAAAGCCAUCGCCACGUCGAGCAUGUACAACAUGGGAGCACUGUCCCGCAAUGGGCUACAACAUUCGCAAAGUGUCGACCAGCUCAAGGCAAUAAUUGCCGAGGCGGCUCAGCAGCGCUGGACGAAAGUCGACGGCGGCGAGGUCCAGUACACCAGUGGCACCCAGAACCACCUCACGGCCAAUUCUACUGCGAUCCAGCGAGAGUUCUAUGAUUACUACCGCACCAAGCGCGGCGAAUUCACGCCUGUUGGCUCUACACCAGAGCUCACUACCCACCCCACGCUCUCCACAUUCACCAAGUUUGUGAACUUCUACCCGUUUAGCGGCAUCGAGACGAUCUCACCACGACCGAUGUUGUUCAUCUCGGGUGACCAGGCACACUCCCGCGAGUUUAGUGAAGAUGCCUUUUCGCGUGCUGGGGAGCCAAAGGAGCUUUUCUGGGUGCCGGGUGCUGGCCACGUCGACCUUUACGAUCGCACCGAGCUUAUCCCAUUCCAAAGACUCACCGACUUCUUUCGUACAAGUCUAGUGUGA